AUGCUUUUCAAAUCCACCUUCCUCGCAACUGCCACGGCUUUGUGCCUCUCCGCCACGGCUACAGCUCAGGGCGCCAGCACCAAUGCCCCCGUCGUCACAGACAAUGAUGAUGUCCUCUACUACGCCCAGCUCCAGCCCAAGGAUAACACCACAGUACGCGGGUCUGUAACCAUCUUCCCUAAGCCCGAUAGUGUGGGUGUCCUUGUUUCGGCGCAGUUCUGGGGCAUCCCCGACAAUGACCAGCAGUUGGUCUACCACAUCCACCAAAAGCCAGUCCCUCAGGACGGAAACUGCUACAGCACCGGUGCACACCUGGACCCUUACGGCCGGGGCGAUGCCACCCCCUGCGACAUCAACGCGCCACAGACCUGUCAAGUUGGCGACCUCAGUGGCAAGCAUGGACCGAUCUGGGCGCCCGACAACGAGGUAUUCUCCACCACGUAUACGGACUGGUUCCUUUCCAAUGUGGAGGGGGAGCCUGCCUUCUUUGGAAACCUCUCGUUGGUCGUGCAUGCAGCGGAUAACUCGCGCCUGGCGUGUGGAAACUUCGUGCAGCUGAAGUAA
Messenger RNA from Aspergillus welwitschiae, 564 nucleotides. Its product is annotated as putative cytosolic Cu/Zn superoxide dismutase. The transcript is spliced from 2 exons. NCBI's taxonomy places the organism in Eukaryota, Fungi, Ascomycota, Eurotiomycetes, Eurotiales, Aspergillaceae. Gene Ontology annotation, biological process: superoxide metabolic process. Gene Ontology annotation, molecular function: metal ion binding. The record is from RefSeq and is a predicted model, not a curated record. The coding region runs from base 1 to 564 and encodes 187 amino acids.